AGUACAUAAUACAUAUUAUUAUAAUUAUUAUGUGACUGUAAAUAUUUUAAUUUUUGUUGUAUGUUAUUUGUUACCAUAAUGUACCCAACCACUCCACCGCCCCAAAAAAAAAAAUCCACCAUGACGCCUAGGCGUCAUAAAAUCUAAUUCAGCACCCUACUGUGUGCACCAAUAUAAUUUGUUUCAAAUUUAUUUUGCCAUUACAUUUUUAACCGUAUUAUUAAAAAUAAUGAUAGAUAGGUAAUAAGCAGCUGUUAAUAACAUAUUAUUUAAUCUUAUUGACCCUGGUUAUUAUGUUCAAAUGUAGUAUAUUACCUUUAUUGUGAUAAUAAUUAAUAACUAAAAAAUAUGUUCCGUGCAGGUAAAUGAUCCUUUGAAGUUUGAAGUAUAUUAUUGUAAAAUUAUUAUGACCUUCAGAAAUCAAAGUAGUAGGUAGGUACUAUAGGUACCCAAAUACCUAAUGGCCAAUACCAACUAGUAGGUAGUGUAUAAUAGUAUUAUGAAUAACUCCAAGUGAACGUUUUGAAUCCAUUAAUUCUUUGAUGACCAACUAGUUCAGACUCUUCAGAUUUACCUAUUGGUUCUUAACUUUUAAGGGAUAAUGACGUGGUGCUUUAGCUUGUAUUUAGUACAAAUAUGCAUUACGGUCGGCGUAUCUGCACACAAAUGCAAUGUCGAUCAAGCUAUGAAAAACCAACAAGUGGUACCUGAUGUCAUUCCCGUUGCUCCCAAAGAAGUUGUACAAGUAAAUUAUAUGAGUGGUGCGAAAGCUUUACUUGGAAAUGAACUUACACCCACCAAGGUGAAAGACCAGCCGUCAGUUAGUUGGAAUGCUGAUCCUAAUUCAUUUUAUACACUAUGUUUGACCGAGCCUGAUGCUCCGAGCCGGGCUGAGCCUAUACAAAGGGAAUGGCAUCAUUGGUUGGUAGGAAACAUACCCGGUGGAAAUGUGAGCCUGGGAGAAACGCUUUCCGGAUACAUAGGUUCUGGACCUCCACCAAACAUAGGGCUUAAUCGUUAUGUGUUUUUAGUAUACCAACAACCGUCAAAACUGUCAUUCGAUGAACCGCGUUUAAGUAAUAGAUCUGUCGAACAUCGUAACAAAUUUUCAGUCAAUGAGUUUGCAUUGAAGUACAAUCUAGGAACACCUGUGGCUGGUAAUUUUUAUCUAGCCCAAUACGAUGAUUAUGUUCCAAUAUUAUACCAAUUAUUAGGAAUAAAUUAAUUUAAUUUCAAGUUAAAUCAAAACUAACCUAUAGUAAGUUUGUAAUUAUAAAUGAUUCCCAAUUAUUGAUGUAGAAAAUAUUAUUGAAGUGACUAUUUGACUUUUUAAGUCUGCAUUUUUUUUUGUAUAAUAAUUAUGUUACCUAGUUGGUAGAUACCCACCUAUACCUAUGUUCUUUCUACUUCACUAUUGUGUUUAUGAAUAAAUUGCAUUAUUAAUAUUUUGUACUAUUUUUGUGAUGAAAGUGUUUAAUAUAUACAAAUCACAACAAAAAU
This is a messenger RNA of Acyrthosiphon pisum (pea aphid), 1500 nucleotides long. RefSeq names its product protein D3-like. Bases 602 to 1225 code for a protein of 207 amino acids. The transcript is spliced from 6 exons. Lineage: Eukaryota; Metazoa; Arthropoda; Insecta; Hemiptera; Aphididae. The record is from RefSeq and is a predicted model, not a curated record.